Molecule: messenger RNA, 1777 nt
Organism: Thamnophis sirtalis
Lineage: Eukaryota; Metazoa; Chordata; Lepidosauria; Squamata; Natricidae
Source: RefSeq, a predicted model, not a curated record
AUGGCAAAAGGUUUGGUCAGAACAGCUUCUUUGUGGUUCAUGGAACAACCCACCCAGGAGAGAAGCCAUACGAGUGCUCCCAAUGUGAAUACUUUAGUGAGCAUGGCAACAUGGACUCGCACAGGAGAGAAACCCUUUGAAUGCCCUAUCUGUGGGAAAGGUUUCAGAAUGAAUUGCCACCUUGUGAGACACCAAAGGACUCACCCAGGAGAGAAACCCUUUGAAUGUCCUAUUUGUGGGAAAAGUUUCAGUNUGAAUUCCAGCCUGCUAGCACACCAGAGGACUCACACAGGAGAGAAACCCUUUCAGUGCCCUGAUUGUGGGGAAAGUUUCAGUCGGAAUUAUAAGCUGGUGACACACCAGAGGACUCACACAGGAGAGAAACCCUUUCAGUGCCCUGAUUGUGGGGAAAGUUUCAGUCGGAAUUAUAAGCUGGUGACACACCAGAGGACUCAUAAAGGAGAGAAACAGUUUGAAUGUCUAGAUUGUGGGAAACGUUUCAGUGAGAAUUAUGAGCUGGUGAUACACCAGAGGGGACACACAAGAGAGAAACCCUUUGAAUGUCCUGAUUGUGGUAAAGGUUUCAGUAAGAAUUCCAACCUGGUGAUACACCGGAGAAGUCACACAGGAGAGAAACCAUUUGAAUGUCCUGAUUGUGGGAAAAGUUUCAGUCAUAAUUCCAGCCUGGCGACACACCAGAGGAUUCAUACAGAAGAGAAACCAUUUGAAUGUUCUGAUUGUGGGAAAAGUUUCAGUAACAAUUCCAAUCUGGUGACACACCGGAAGACUCACACAGGAGAGAAACAUUUUGAAUGUCCUGAUUGUGGGAAACGUUUCAGUAACAAUUCCAGCCUGGUGACACACCAGAAGACUCACUCCGGGGAAAAACCAUAUCAGUGUCCAGAUUGUGAGAAAAGUUUCCUUUGGAAUUCUGAGCUAGUGAGACAUCAGAGGACUCACACAGGAGAGAAACCCUUUGAAUGUCCUGAUUGUGGGAAAAGUUUCAGUCACAAUUGCAGCCUGGUGAUACACCAGAGGACUCAUACAGGAGAGAAACCCUUCGUGUGUCCUGAUUGUGGGAAAAGAUUCAGUCAGCAAUCUAAUCUGGUUAGACACCAUAGGACUCACACAGGAGAGAAACUGUAUGAGUGUCCAGACUGUGGGAAAGAUUUCAGUACUAGGUUUAACCUUCUGAAUCAUGUGCUUAUACACACAGGGGAGAAACCAUUUAAGUGCCCCAAGUGUGGAUGGUGCUUCAGGAAACAUUCCACCCUUAUUGCACACAAGAAAAUCCACAUGGAUUUUCCAAAGUGAUGUGUGAUGACCUAAAGUGAUGAAUGUAGUAGAGGCUUGGAUUUUAAGUCCAGCUGAGAAAUUGAUUCUUUAAUUUGACUACAAAGAAUUUGCUUGAUUGUUUUUCUCAUCAAAUAUGUCAUAGUAUUAAAUGGGGAGGAGGAAAGAAAAAAAAUGGAACAUGUUAGUUUGAUAAUGGCUAUCUGGCUGGCCAUCAGCAGCAGAAGUCUCUGGUUAUUUAUUUCUGCAGAUAUUGUGCAAUUCUGCAAAAAUAGUUUUAGGAGAGUUCUUUGCAUUUUGAUCAGAAUAAAUGAUAGAAAUGCCACAUGCAGAAUCCCAGCCUUCUCCCUGGGUAUCCUCAAGAUUUUCCACCCCAGAAUUUACCAGGCAGUAUCUCUUCAGGAUAAGAGCACUCAAGCUAUAGUUAGAGAUUGCAGCUCCGGGAGGAGUAGAAGGAAAGAUAGGAAGGUGAGGAGAAAGGAGA